AUGGGAGUCGUCAUUGCAAUUUGGUCUCCAAUUGUCCUGGUAUAUUUUAUGGAUGCACAAAUAUGGUAUGCUAUAUUUUCUACUAUUUUUGGUGGAAUUCAUGGUGCUUUCAGCCAUUUGGGUGAGAUACGGACAUUGGGGAUGUUGCGGUCUAGAUUUGAAUCUGUUCCUAGAGCCUUUUGUCGUCGUCUUGUUCCAUCAUCAAAUCAUCAUAACAGAAAAAGGUCUCUGGAUGAGGCAACAGAAAGAAAGAAUAUUGCAAGUUUUUCUCUGGUUUGGAAUAAGUUCAUACUUUCUAUGAGGAUGCAGGAUCUGCUCAGGAAUAGAGAGAGAGAUUUGCUUCUUGUACCAUCUUCAUCAAGUGAUGUCUCUGUUGUCCAGUGGCCCCCUUUCUUGCUUGCUAGCAAGAUUCCUAUUGCAUUGGACAUGGCAAAAGAUUUUAAAAAGAAGGAUGAUACAGACUUGUUUAAGAAGAUAGCGGCUGAUGAUUAUAUGCACUCAGCAGUCAUAGAAUGUUAUGAAACUCUCAGAGAUAUAAUAUAUAACCUUCUGGAAGAUGAAGCGGACAGGAUGAUUGUUAGAGAGAUUUGUUAUGAAGUCGACCUUAGCAUACAACAGGGGAGAUUUUUGACAAACUUUCGGAUGAGUGGGCUGCCUGCAGUCAGCAAUAGGUUGGACAAGUUUCUAGGGAUCUUGCUUUCCGAUAUGGAAGAUGCUGAUACAUUCAGAUCUCAGAUAAUCAAUGUACUGCAGGAUAUCAUGGAAAUUAUAACACAGGAUGUUAUGCUCAAUGGCAGUGAAAUCAUUGGAAGAGCUCACCGUCAUGGUCGAAGUGCUCAAUAUGACAGGAAAGAGCUGAGAUUUGAAAAGAUAAAUAUUAGCCUUAUACAACAGAAGAUGUGAAGGGAGAAGAUCAAUAGGCUAUAUUUGCUUUUGACUGUUAAAGAAUCAGCUAUAAAUGUGCCUCCAAAUCUGGAGGCUCGGCGCCGGAUCACAUUUUUUGCAAACUCCUUAUUUAUGAAUAUGCCAAGUGCUCCGAAAGUCCGUGACAUGCUUUCAUUUAGUGUUUUGAAUCCAUACUACAAAGAAGAUGUUCUUUAGUCAGAUGAGCACCUCCAUAAAGAAAAUGAGGAUGGAAUAUCAAUUCUGUUUUAUUUGCAGAGAAUAUAUCCUGAUGAGUGGAACAACUUUCUAGAGCGAGUGCCAUCUGUUGCA
This is a messenger RNA of Hibiscus syriacus, 1215 nucleotides long. RefSeq names its product callose synthase 7-like. The transcript has 12 exons. The record is from RefSeq and is a predicted model, not a curated record. Bases 1 to 903 code for a protein of 300 amino acids. Gene Ontology annotation, molecular function: 1,3-beta-D-glucan synthase activity. NCBI's taxonomy places the organism in Eukaryota, Viridiplantae, Streptophyta, Magnoliopsida, Malvales, Malvaceae. Gene Ontology annotation, cellular component: plasma membrane.